UAGUCAGAAUUGACGCUCAAGGGUCGGAGUGAGAACCGAUAAGCAAAAUCUCAGACUGGGGGCUGAAAUCAAACUUAAUAUAAUAUGUUCUUCUGUGGCCCGCGCCAUUUGUUGCUGCAAAUUCUCUUCUUCUUUCUCUGCUAAUCUUUUAGCAAAAUUCUACUGAAAAUGGAUACUGGAAUAUGCUUCUUCCAUUCAGCUUCACACGUUUACCCGCGUUUUCCGUAUAGAACAUGGAACAAUGGGAAGCUUGGGGGAAGGAAAUUUGCUUCACUGAAUUUUGUUGGUUGGAAGCAGAGGAAAACUUUGAUCUGUGCAGUCAAUAAGGAUGCUGAGAAAUCAUUCAAAAAGACUGUGGAAGUAGACAGACUCAUAGAUAUGCUAAGGGAUGCAGAUGAUAAAGAACUUCAUCAACUUGUUGUGGAGAAUGUUCUUGCUUUCAAUGAGGGUUUCUGGAUACGGCUUGCAGCUAGAACAGAAACAUGCAAAUCUGAGGACGAUAAAAAAGACUAUGAAGAAUUGGCUGCAUUAUUGAUGAGUGUGGUGGAUCGUCUUGUCCACAAGACUAAUGAAAAAAUAGAGUCAGCUACAGAUGUGCUUAAGGCAAUUUUGAAACCUGUGGUUAACGAAGAAGAAGAGAUUGAAUGGCCUCCUAGAGACCCUGAGGCUCUCGCUCUCAUGCAAAAAGAGUUAAACCAAAGAGAGCAAGAAGGUCAUCUUGAUGAGGGCUUCCUUGCGGAAGUUAACGCACAGCUACGGCAAGCAAAAGAAGAUGGUGAUAAGCCGGGGCUCGAAGCUAUGUUGCAAAAGGUCUUGCAACUGUAUGCUUCCAGAGUUCUCUCCAAACGUAGUUAUGCCAAGAAAGGGAACGAAAUACUGAAAGCCGAGCAGUUUCUUGAGACCUUAAUCCAAGCUCCGGAAGCAGAAUGGAAUAAGCUCUUAAUCAAUGGUCUGACUGUUGGUAAAGGGGAUAUUUCACCUGAAGAAUUAUAUGCUGUUGUAAAGAAACGAAUCGAGCGGACACUGAUUAGAACAGAGGGUGGAUCAUAUCAGCAGCGCAUUCUUACUGAGUACCUAAAAGGCAUCCAAGCAAGAGGUGAGGAGAUUGUGGGUGUACUCCAAGGUGGGACUCGGUAGGUUUUCUUCCGAUACAGGAGACAGCAAAAUAGCUCUUCUGAACAUCUGAGUUCACAAGGUCUCAAAGUUCUGCAACUGAGAAAAACAAAAUUGUGCAAAAAGUCUCUGAAUGCGUAUUGCACGUCGGCAAGCAAACUGAUCGAGGAUAUCAAAUAGCCAUAGCCUAUAUACUUGCAACCUUCAUACAUCUUUUUCUUACGUUAUUUCCCUCAGAUGGGGAGCAUUUUUUUGCAUGAAUCUUGAUUGAUCUUGUAGAGGGUGUUAUCAUGGCGACAUACAUGGAAGUAAUGUCCGAGUUACAUUGAUUUAGUGAAUUAGUAGCUCUGAAACAUCCGAGUGUAUAUUGUAUAGAGUGAUGUUGAAUGACUCUUGUGUUCGCCCUUU
Molecule: messenger RNA, 1521 nt
Organism: Sesamum indicum (sesame)
Lineage: Eukaryota; Viridiplantae; Streptophyta; Magnoliopsida; Lamiales; Pedaliaceae
Source: RefSeq, a predicted model, not a curated record